Messenger RNA from Thelazia callipaeda (thelaziosis nematode), 588 nucleotides. The record is from the annotation of a GenBank genome assembly. Lineage: Eukaryota; Metazoa; Nematoda; Chromadorea; Rhabditida; Thelaziidae.
AUGUGUUUAAUACAAAAUUACUUUUUUCCCAAAAAAAAUUCAAUUUCAGAAUUCAUACCAUCUAGUUUGCUAACAUUUUUCGGUGAUCUGAAUGAUACAGAUCGAAGCGCUUUGCUAGAAUUAACAAAAAAAAUUUCUCGAAGUCGCUUGACAACACACAACGAAGAAUUUCUCGAAGGAUUAAAAAAGAAAAGUGAAAAUGCUUAUCAAAAAGUAUUGGCUGUGCAAAAUUACUUAUCACACAAAGUUGAAAACUUGGAACCUGAAAGUAAAACUUUCGCAAAAAAAGUCAGUGAUAAGUAUAUAUCACUCUUUACUAAUCCGCAAACUGCACCAAAAGGAACAUUUAUGAAACUAAAAUUAUUCAUAAAUGAAAUAUUUAAAAUAUUCGAUGAAUUGAGUUCAACAGCAAAAAAUGACUUGCAGAAAGCAUUCCCGGAAAUAGCGCAACUAAUUAUGAGUACGCUUUCUUCGAAUUAUCACGAAAAUUAUCCACGAUUUCGGAAUUACGUAAAACGCGUUUUCGAUAGUACUGAUGUAAGGAGAGCAUUUAAUCGAGCUGAUAGGAUGAUCAAUCCCAAGCAAUAA